CAAUCCAAGAUAACAGCAAAAACAGCCUACUCAGGUUGUCAAACUCAGCCGUCAGUUUCCAGCAGAGUGACAUCAUGGCUACAGCAUCAGUGUCAGACUUUCUGAAACCUGUGAAGCGGAGAAGCAGCAUUGAAUGGCUGCCACCUUAUAUGUCUGAGCUGAGAGUUGUUCUGCUGGGGAACAGCUGGACUGAGAGGAGUUCAGUGGGGAACUUGAUACUGGGAAAGAAUCAGUUCAAUCUUUGGAAAGCACCAGACCACUGUGUGAAAGUCAGAGGACAGUUAAAAGAGAAAGCAAUAGUUGUCAUCAACACUCCAGAUCUGCUGCAUCCUAACAUCUCUGAACACAAACUGACAGAACAUGUAGAAAACUGUGUGAGACUCUCUGAUCCUGGACCUCAUGUGUUCCUGCUGGUUCUACAGCCUGAAGACUUCACUGAGGAACACAAAAUGAGACUCUGCAGAGUUCUUGAGAAGUUCAGUGAGCGAUCAUUUGAUCAUUCACUGGUUCUGAUAUCACCACCCAGACAGGAGAGUUCAAGUUCCAGACAAAAAUACAUUGCACAGCCUCCCUUAGAAGGAAUGAUCAUAAAAUGUAGAAACAGAUUUCUGGAGCAGAAGACCCUUGAACGUCCAGAGCUGUUAAAACGUUUGGGUCAAACUGCAAAGGAGAACAAUGGACAGCAUGUGAGCUGUGAUGCAUAUCAGGAUACAUCUACUUUUGCAGGUGACCAUCAAAGACCAAAACAAAAGGAAGCAAAGAUGUUCAUCUCACCAGCUGCUGCUAAAGCGUCUGCAUCUACACUUAGGAUUGUGCUACUGGGAAAAAGUGAUGACAAACAGACACGACUUGGUAACUUCAUCAUCAGGAACCAAAGUUUUCAUUCCCCAACCAGGCGAUGUGUGGCCAUGCCUGGACAGUGGAGAGGAAAACCAUUAACAGUAGUGAACACUCCAGACAUGUUCAGUCUGUCUGAGAAGGAUGUGAGUAGACAGGUGCAGGACUGUGUCAGUUUUUGUCCAAAUGUUCUGCUGCUGUUAGUGAAUCCUUCUGGUUUCACAGAGAAGAAUACACAAACACUCAAGUUCAUCCUGAGUUUGUUUGGUGAAGAUGCUUUGAAGUACUCAAUGGUCAUCCUGACGCAUGAGGGGAGGGAAAUGAGUUCCACUGUCAAUGAACUCCUUCAAAUAUGUGAGGGAAGAAACUACAGCAUGUCUGAAGAUAACCACAGAUCAUUAAUGGAGAGUAUUGAACAAACAGCAAUUAAAAAAAUGACACCAGCUUUAAACGUGGUUCUGUGUGGGAGGAGAGGAGCAGGGAAGACCUCAGCAGCCAAGGCCAUUUUAGGUCAGACAGAGCUUCAUUCAGUCUCCAGCUCAGAGUGUGUUAAACAUCAGGGAGAGGUGUGUAGACGUUGGGUUUCCCUGGUGGAGCUGCCUGCAUUGAAUGAAAAACCUCAGGAGGAAGUGAUGAAGGAAUCAUUAAGCUGUAUCUCCCUCUGUGAUCCUGAGGGCGUCCAUGCCUUCAUCCUGGUCCUUCCUGUGGGUCCCCUCACUGAUGAAGACAAGGAAGAGUUGAAGACCAUCCAGAACACUUUCAGCUCUCGAGUCAAUGACUUCACCAUGAUUCUGUUCACUGUGGACUCAGAUCCUACAGCUACAGCUGUUGAUAACUUUGUAAAGACUAACAAGGACAUCCAGGAGCUCCAUCAGAGCUGUGGAGGAAGACAGUUUGUCCUCAACAUCAGGGACCAGCAGCAGAUCCCACAGCUGUUGGGCAGUUUAGAAAAAAUGAGAUCAAGACCCAACAAAGACAAGCCAAGCUGCUACACAACAAGAACAUUUGCAUGUGCCCAAAUAGAAAAGAUCACCACACUACAGGCUGAAGUGAAGGAGCUGCAAACAAAAGGCACAAUCGGCUGUGAUGAAGAGCAGCAGAACCCAGAGUGUCUCAGGAUUGUGCUGAUAGGGAAGACCGGCUGUGGGAAGAGUUCUUCAGGAAACACCAUUCUAGGAAAAGAGGAGUUCAAAGCUGAAUCAAGUCAAAUAUCAGUUACGAAACUGUGUCAGAAAGUACAGAGUGAAGUGGACGGUCGUCCUGUUGUUGUGGUCGACACUCCUGGUCUGUUUGACACAACUUUGUCUCAUAAAGAGGUUCAUGAGGAGAUGGUGAGAUGCAUCAGUCUUCUGGCUCCAGGACCACAUGUCUUCCUGUUGGUAUUACAAAUUGGCAGAUUUACACCAGAGGAGAAGGAGACAAUGAAACUGAUCAAGGAAGGCUUUGGGAAGAAUGCUGAAAAGUUCACCAUCAUUCUUUUAACUAGAGGAGAUUCACUGGAAGAUGAGAAGACUUCUAUUGAGAAAUACAUUGAAGAAAAAUGUGAUGAUUCCUUCAAGAAACUGAUCGCUGACUGUGGAGGAAGAUACCAUGUGUUUAAUAACCGUGAUAAAGAAAACAAGACACAAGUCAGUGAGCUGGUAACAAAGAUCGACACCAUGGUGAAGGAGAAUGGAGGCAGCUGCUACACCAAUGAGAUGCUGCAAGAGGCCGAGGCAGCGAUACAGAAAGAAGUGGAGAAGAUCCUGAAGGAGAAGGAAGAAGAGAUGCAGAGAGAGAGGGAGGAACUUCAGAGAAAACAUGAGGAACAAAUAAAAGACACAGAGGAGAAACAGAGAGCAGAAAUUGAAAAGGAGAGAAAACUGAGAGAAAAACAACUUGAAGAAAUAGAGGAAAAAAUCAACAAGGAACGUGAGGAAAGAAAGAAAGAACAGGAAAAGAGAAAAGAAGUGGAAGAAAAACAACGACAGGAGUGGGAACAGAAAGUUGAAGCUUUGGAGCAAAAAAUAAGAUCAGAGUCAGAAUCAAAGGAAACUAUAGACAGAAAACUGGAGGAGAGCAGAGAAGAGAUGAGAAAAGAACGAGAUAACUGGGAGAAAACACAGAAAGAAGAGAGGAAGAAACGAGAACAAGAAGAUGAACAGAGACGAAAGGAGGAACAAACAAGACUGAACAAGCUUCAAGAAGAAAAAGAACAGGAGAGAGAAAAAUAUGAAAAAAGAAUCAAAGAGGAGAGAGUCAGAAGAGAAAAGGAGGAAAAGGAGAGAAAAGACUUUGAGGAGAAACAGAGAGCAGAAAUUGAAAAAGAGAGAAAUCUGAGAGAAAAACUACUUGAAGAAAAGGAGGAAAAAAUCAACAAGGAACGUGAGGAAAGAAAGAAAGAACAGGAAGAGAGAGAAGAAGAAGACAGGAAGAGAAAACAACAGGAAGAAAAACAACGACAGGAGUGGGAACAGAAAGUUAAAGCUUUAGAGCAAAAAAUAAGAUCAGAGUCAGAAUCAAAGGACAGAAAACUGGAGGAGAGCAGAGAAGAAAUGAGAAAAGAACGAAAGAACUUGGAGAAAAAACAGAAAGAAGAGAGGAAGAAACGAGAACAAGAAGAUGAACAGAGACAACAGGAGGAACAAACAAGACUGAACAAGCUUCAAGAAGAAUACGAACAGGAG
This is a messenger RNA of Centropristis striata (black sea bass), 3503 nucleotides long. RefSeq lists its product as uncharacterized. The annotation marks the transcript as partial. Gene Ontology annotation, molecular function: GTP binding. The record is from RefSeq and is a predicted model, not a curated record. The transcript has 7 exons. NCBI's taxonomy places the organism in Eukaryota, Metazoa, Chordata, Actinopteri, Perciformes, Serranidae.